ACUUCUCAACACCACCUGGCCACGGGGAGAAACACUAAAAGAGAACUCCUGGGAAGGCUACUCUACCUAGAUAUACAGAGAUGACUUCCGUGCUCCAGCCCCGAGAAUGCAAAGUGACCAAAAAGCCCCAGAAGAUCUACGGAUUCUUCCUGCGCCUUGAGAGAGACACGGCAGGGCACAUCAUCCGCAACGUGGAACACAACAGCCCAGCUGAACAGGCUGGCUUGAAGGAUGGAGACAGAGUCCUCAGGGUCAAUGGUGUGUUUGUAGACAAGGAGGAACACACACAGGUGGUGGAGUUAAUCAAAAACAGCGGGAAUUCCGUUGUACUUCUCGUUCUGGAUGACACAUCCUAUCACAAGGCACAAAAGGAGGGAGUGAACUUGGAAGAGCUGGGUCAAAAGGCACAAACAGGACAGCAGCAGGAGCAGCCCCCACCAUCCACGGCCAACAGAGGAACCACUGCAGUUCCACAACCCCGGCUCUGCUACCUAGCGAAGGAGGAGAAAGGCUACGGCUUCUCCCUGAAAACCACAGAAGGACAGAAGGGGUUGUUCAUAGUGGAGCUUUCACCAGAAGGAGCAGCUGCAAAGGCUGGUGUCCAAAAUAACGAUCGCCUGAUUGAAAUCAAUGGGGAAAACGUGGAAAAUUACACCCACGAGGAAGUGGUGGAAAAGGUAAAGAAGUCUGAAAAUCAUGUUAUGUUUCUACUUUCAAAUGAAGAAACAGACUGCUAUUUCACAAGCCAGAAGAAGGUACUGAGCAAAGAGAGCGCCAGCCUAGGACUGCUUCCCCUCAGACCACGGCUCAUCGAGAUCCAGAAGGGGAAAAGCGGUUACGGAUUUUACCUACGGAUGGAACAAAACACUGGUGACCACGUCAUCAAGGACGUAAAUCCCGGGAGCCCGGCGGCCGCGGCGGGUCUCAAAGACGACGACAUCUUAGUGGCCGUCAACGGAGAGCAAGUGGAUGGUCUGGACCACGAGAGUGUAGUGGGAAAAAUCAAGCAGUCUGAGGCAAAAACCACACUGCUGGUCGUGGAUAAGGAAACUGAUGCCAUGUAUAAACUGGCCCAAAUUUCCCCCUUCUCAUACUACUACAAAGCACAAGAUUCAACUCCAGCUAAAGUGGAAGAAAGGGUGGAGUUGCACACCGAGCACAGAGUGAACCACAAGCCAAGAGUCUGCAAGAUGGUGAAAGGGCUGAGUGGAUUUGGCUUCAGCUUAAACAUGAUCAAGAACAAGCCUGGACUGUUCAUCAGUGAGGUAAAAAACCACGGGCCAGCUGACAGGGCAGGGGUAGAAAACGACGACUUCUUGGUGGAGGUGAACGGAGUGAACGUGAUCAGCGACCCCUACGACAAAGUGGUGGCAAGAAUCCAGAACAGUGGUGACAGACUAACACUGCUGGUGUGCAGCAAAGAUGCUUACAGGUACUUCCAGGGCCAGAACAUUCCCAUCACAGCCUCGAUGGCAGAGCCAGCCCAUGACACUCCCGAACCUCCUGCUUACACAGAAAACCAUCUGUCAGAGCCAGAGGGAAACUCACCUGAACCAAGGGAAAGGGCAGACUCAUCCUCCUCUUCACAAUCAGCUGCCUCCACAAGAGCUGCCAGUUACAACGAGGACGACACAAAGUUGUGAGGAGACAACAACAACAAAAAAGAAACCACCUGAAUCUUUCUUCAGUAAUUUUUUGCUACUACACCUCCCAGAACUUGGCUAUUCCAAGGAGUGCCGUGCCUGUAAAGGACUGCAGCCUCUUCCUGAAAUAAACACUUCGGUGUAACUUGCAUCCAUUUAACACCCUGCAAUUGUACUUCAUUGGCUUUCUGCCCUGUAAAGUGGGCAGUUACUCUACUCAGUGAUGAAAAGGCUCAAAUAACUACAAGGAUAUAAUUAAGGACUGCAGAAGAAGACGGAAACGUUUUAUAGAUUUGUAAGUAUCUCAGCCUUUUAAAGAUAAGCUCUUAAUAAAGAGCAACUGAUUUCUCCCCAGCUCCCAGGAGAGGCAGCUCUCCCCCUAAUCCAAGUCCAUCAACUCAAUCUCAGUGGCAACUCUUUGCUGUACUUGCAGCAAUACAACUGCUGUGAAGUGGCACAAGCCAAUGUACUCCGUGCAUUAUGCUCCUUUUUCCUGCUAACACUGCAGAAAUUCCUUUCAAACACUAAGCUCACUUUGUAAUUCAUAACUCAAGGUGGUUAAGCACUGUUCUCUCUCCUCUGCUGUGGAUCAUGGUGGUUAGAAGAGCACAACAUAAUUCAGUCGUGCAGGUUUGUCUAACCCCAAGUCAACACCACAUUGACCUGGAUGUGACACAAAUGGCUCUGUAACACUGCUGCUGUUAUACUUUGCUUCCUUGCUGUACACCAAAGACAAUACAGAAAUAAACUGUUUAGAGUGGUUA
Molecule: messenger RNA, 2407 nt
Organism: Chiroxiphia lanceolata (lance-tailed manakin)
Lineage: Eukaryota; Metazoa; Chordata; Aves; Passeriformes; Pipridae
Gene: PDZK1
Product: PDZ domain containing 1
Exons: 10
Coding region: 81-1643 (520 amino acids)
Biological process (GO): protein localization to plasma membrane
Cellular component (GO): apical plasma membrane
Molecular function (GO): protein-membrane adaptor activity; signaling receptor binding
Source: RefSeq, a predicted model, not a curated record